This is a messenger RNA of Lepisosteus oculatus (spotted gar), 4644 nucleotides long. RefSeq names its product FERM, RhoGEF (ARHGEF) and pleckstrin domain protein 1 (chondrocyte-derived) (gene farp1). NCBI's taxonomy places the organism in Eukaryota, Metazoa, Chordata, Actinopteri, Semionotiformes, Lepisosteidae. The record is from RefSeq and is a predicted model, not a curated record. Gene Ontology annotation, molecular function: cytoskeletal protein binding; guanyl-nucleotide exchange factor activity. Gene Ontology annotation, cellular component: cytoskeleton.
UAGUUUCCAUGUAAUCCUGUUUUCAAAGGCAGUCGGUCCGACAUGGCGACCCUGGAGCAACCUUGUUUCGGAACAAUCAACGUCUAAACUCUUCAUUUAGAUCUGCCCAACUACUGCAAUCGCGGGGAAAUAUUAGCUAAUUCACCCUGGAAUAUAGUCAUACCGGGGAGGAUUCGAUUUUACGACAAAAGAGAGCGCAGAGGCUGCCGGGACUGUGAAGAUGGGUGAGGCAGAGCCGAGGCUGAAUGCAGGCCAGCGACUGGGGACCCAAGAGAGUGUGGGCAUCAGCACCCUAGAGCCCGGGCUGAGGCCACCCGCCAUGCCCCCAGGGAGACACGUCUCCAUCAAAGUCCAAAUGCUGGAUGACACAGCGGAAGUGUUUGAUGUGUCGCAAAGAGCUCCAGGGAAGAUGCUAUUUGACCUGGUGUGUAGCCAUUUGAAUCUCAUUGAGGGAGACUACUUUGGCCUUGAAUUCCAGGACCACAGGAAAAUGACAGUGUGGCUGGACCUGCUGAAACCCAUUAUGAAGCAAGUCAGGAGACCCAAACACACCGUGCUGAGAUUUGUGGUGAAGUUCUUCCCUCCUGAUCACACUCAGCUGCAGGAAGAGUUAACAAGGUACCUCUUUGCCUUACAGAUCAAGCAGGAUUUGGCCACUGGCCGCCUCACUUGUAACGAUAGCAGUGCUGCCCUCCUGGUCUCUCACAUUAUUCAAUCUGAGAUUGGAGAUUUUGAUGAAGCCCAGAACCAGCAACACCUCCGGAAAAGCAAGUACAUUCCUGAUCAAGAUGUGCUGAUUGACAAGAUCAAUGAGUUUCACCGCAAGCAUGUUGGGCAGACACCAGCAGAGUCGGACUAUCAGCUCCUUGAAAUUGCUCGACGGCUGGAGAUGUAUGGAAUCCGGAUCCAUCCUGCCAAGGAUAGAGAGGGAACCAAACUCAAUCUGGCUGUGGCCCACACUGGAAUCUUAGUGUUUCAGGGUCACACAAAGAUCAAUGCUUUUAACUGGUCUAAGGUGCGGAAGCUGAGCUUUAAACGGAAACGAUUUCUCAUCAAGCUGCGCCCAGACUUGAAUCAGAGCACCUACCAAGACACGCUGGAGUUUCUGAUGGCCAGCCGGGAUUGCUGCAAGGUAUUCUGGAAGAUCUGUGUGGAGUAUCACGCUUUCUUCAGACUUUUUGAGGAACCUAAGCCCAAACCCAAGCCAGUUCUCUUCAGUAGAGGCUCUUCUUUCAGAUUCAGUGGUCGGACACAGAAGCAGGUGCUUGAUUAUGUCAGGGAUUCAGAAUUCAAAAAGGUUCCCUUUGAAAGGAAGCACAGUAAGAUCCAGUCUAACACAGGACUGUCUCCACAGCCUUCAGAGCGCCGGUCCGAAGUGCCAAAGCAAAGCCCCGGCAGCACUGCUGCAGACCAGCUGGACUCCCCAAUGAAAUCCUUGCGGCCAGUGAAGGAGCCGGCGACGGAGCCCGCGGACGAAGCCGGCGGAACCCAGCAGCGCCCCAGCCCCUCAUCCCGCCGGAGCCCCCACGAGGGUAGGAGGGCCGAGCUGAUGGAUGGGGGCAGCAAAGGAAAAGGCCAGCUCUCGCAGGGCAAGCAGCAAGUGGAGCAACCGAGCACAGGCUCUGCGACGAGCAGCCCGAGGUUGUCGGAGAACUCUGUGAACUCCCAGGCAGGCCUGGCGGCAAAGAAGCAAAUCCUGUCCCCUGGUCUGAGCCCAGACGCUAGGCAGCCCUCUCCCCUCACCAGCCCCCUGCUCAAUGACGCAGGGUGUGUGCGCACCGAUGAUGAGGACGAAGUCAGGAGGAAGAGGUUUCCCACAGACAAAGCUUACUUCAUUGCCAAAGAGCUGCUGACUACUGAGAGAACAUACUUGAAGGACCUGGAGGUUGUUAUCGUGUCCUUCCAGAAUGCUGUGGGAAAAGAUGAGGCGACGCCUGAUUCUCUCAGGAACAUCAUCUUCUCAAAUUUUGACCCCCUCUACAAGUUUCAUGCUGGGUUCCUGAAAGAAGUUGAGCAGAGACUUGCGCUGUGGGAAGGCCGCUCAAAUGCACACAUCAAAGGAGAUUACCAAAGGAUUGGCGACGUGAUGCUGAAGAACAUGCAGGGUUUGAAGCAACUCACCCCGCAGUUGCAGAAGCACUCGGAGGUGCUGAUGGAGCUGGAGAAAGCCUGCCGGAGCUCCCGGAAGCUGGAGGCUAUGUGCCGAGACUUCGAGCUCCAGAAGGUGUGCUACCUCCCCCUCAACAUCUUCUUCCUCCGGCCUCUGCACCGCCUCAUGCACUACAAGCAGAUCCUGGAGCGCCUCUGCAAGCACUACCCCCCGACCCACGUGGACUUCAGGGACUCCAGAGCUGCUCUUGCAGAGAUCUCGGAAAUGGCUGGCCAGCUCCAUGGUACCAUGAUAAAGAUGGAGAACUUUCAAAAGCUACUUGAACUAAAGAAGGAUCUGAUUGGCAUCGAUAAUCUUGUGAUUCCUGGACGGGAAUUUAUCCGACUCGGCUGUCUUAGCAAGCUUUCUGGAAAAGGCCUGCAGCAGCGAAUGUUUUUCUUGUUCAAUGAUGUUUUGUUGUACACAAGCAGAGGGAUGACAGCAUCAAACCAGUUUAAGGUCCAUGGGCAGCUCCCACUGUAUGGCAUGACAAUCCAAGAAAGCGAAGAUGAAUGGGGUGUGCCACACUCCUUCAGUCUCUUUGGGCAGAGGCAGACUGUGGUGGUGGCAGCAAGUUGUGCAGCAGAAAUGGAGAAGUGGGUAGAUGACAUCAAGAUGGCCAUCGAAUUGGCAGAGAAAUGCAAUGGGCCAUCCUCAGACUUGCUGGCUACAAGUUCUCCAGAAAACAAAUCUCCGGAGGACUCGGCUCUAGACCAGGAAUCGGAGGAUGAUCUUAGUGCCUCCCGUACUUCCCUAGAGAGGCAGGCCCCCAGCCGUGGUAAUACCACGGUGCAUGUCUGUUGGCACAGAAACACCAGCGUUUCAAUGAUCGACUUUAGCAUUGCCAUGGAGAAUCAGUUGUCUGGUAAUCUGCUGAGGAAAUUCAAGAACAGCAAUGGGUGGCAGAAGCUGUGGGUUGUUUUCACAAACUUCAGUCUGUUUUUCUAUAAAUCAUAUCAGGAUGAUUAUCCUCUGGCUAGCCUUCCCCUUCUUGGGUAUUCCGUCACCAUUCCUUCAGAGUCGGAAAACAUCCACAAGGAUUACGUCUUCAAACUGCAUUUCAAGUCCCACGUGUACUACUUCAGAUCUGAGAGCGAGUACACUUUUGAAAGGUGGAUGGAAGUCAUCCGAAGUGCCACAACCUCGGUCAGCCGCACACGGAUUUUAAGCCGGAAAGAUUCUCAUCCUUACUGAUCCAAAGAUGGGCUAGAGAUCAUAGCUGGCCCCUAGGUUCUGCUGGUCUUCUGAACACACCGUCGGCCCCAAGAGCAAUUGCUGAGCUUAGAAUCUCCUUGGUGAAGCAGCCGUGACCAGCGCAAUAACAUUUCAUUCCAGCCUGCUUCUUCGUCAUUUUUAACCAUUUUUUCACUUCUUGUAAACAUAAAUCUUACGCUCCCAACACAUCUGCCUGUCGGUCAGUGGCACAAUUCACAGUGCUUUAAAGGUACACGUGAGCCGACAUUAAAAGGGCUCGCAAUCUGAACAUUUACCAGGCUCUAAUCUACAUUCUAAUGUCACUUUCUACAAAUUUUAAAGUAUCUGUGAACCAUCUGGUGACAUGAUAGUUUUACACAUUGAAGUGUUUAUAAAUCUAUCAAAACAUGGGCUAAUCAAAAUAUUUUUUAACUAAGCUGUUGUUGAAUAUUUGUUGAAUAGGGGGAAAAAAAACUGAAUUUGCUACUCCAAAACAUUUUUUUAAAUAAAAGGACAAAGGCUGAGUUUUAAAUUUUACAACUUGAGUGCCAAACUGAUUUAUACCUAUUUCUCUGCUAGUGUCUUUCAGCCUUUAUAUAAUGUGAUUUUAAUAGUCUUUUGGUGGAAAAACUGGUUUCUAGAAUUGUCCAUUUUCUGCAACUCAAAAUAUAGAAAAUACUGUAGGCACCUUUUUCAAAGUUUUUUUAAGUUAAUUUUAAAUGUUUCAAGUAUGUAUGACUUGAUGAAUGGUUGUGUUCACAAUACCUUUAUGAUGUCAAUAUAUAUGUUAAAAAGGUUUUUAUCACUUUUGGGAUAGUACUUUUAAUAAGUCAAGGUGGGUAUCAUUGUCUGCUUAGACUGUUACCCUGCCACUGAGAGAAACACCAUUGUGUUUGAUCAUUAUAAGGACAACUUCAUCUGCACUGGCACUGAAGAAUUUUAGUAUCCAGGCUUCCAUUAUCAAAUUUAGGAGAAAUCUGUGUGGUUUUAUAAAGAAUUAACUGCAUCUUAUAUAUCUAUGAAAUGUUUCAAGUUGAUUGAAGCUUUGAAAAACAAAAAUUUCCUAAUACAAUUUCAUUUGUAUGAGUUCAUCUGAGAACCCAGGCUUUGCUUUCAGAUAUGGAAAUGAUCAAUCUAUAAAGGUAAAUGUCUAAAAUUUUCUUAAAGGUCAAGAAUAUCAAAAUAAAGUUUUUAAUCACCAUGGCCUGUAAGAUAAUUGGUAAAUGUUUUAUUCCUGAAGGAAAUCAUGCCUCCUACUAUGUGUCUAGGGAAAUGAAAGCAAUAAAACACAUUUAAUGAGC